Chara braunii is the source of this 1259-nucleotide messenger RNA. Lineage: Eukaryota; Viridiplantae; Streptophyta; Charophyceae; Charales; Characeae. The record is from the annotation of a GenBank genome assembly.
UUGGAGCAAGUUGCACCAGGACCAGAUGCUAGCGAGUCCAACAGUGCACCCUCUACCCGCCAAUUGGAGGAAUGAGUUGACAACGUAGUCGCAAUGCUCGGCGACAUCAGCACCUUCGCUGCACCAGCCACCAUCAGCAAGCAGUUGAACACCUUGAAGACCGAGGUUCAACAACUGCACCAACUCCCCAACAAGGAUGGCAACACCAGUGCGCAGCACUACAAGAUGCCGACAUUCCGCAUGGAAAAGUUCGAUGAUUAUACGCAUCAAGACCCGGUCCCCUGGUGGGAGGGCUUUACGACGGAACUUCGGAUUCUUUUUGUCCCCGAGCACUCGUACAUCGGCGCGUUGUUCCUCAACUCAAAAGGCGGAUGCCAGAUCUGGCUCAGCCACUUGGCAACCAUCCACGACGUCCAAGUCGCCGAUCUACAUAAGAAGAUCUCUUGGGACGAGUUGACAAAGCUAUGGAAGAAGCGGUUCAUCGUGGACGACGCCCCAGCGCUCACCAUCAACCGCCUCUUCAACAUGACUCAAGGCAACACACCAACGCAUGACUGGCUCACGAAAUGGCAAAAGAUUGUGGCAACGCCCGAUCUCGAGUUGCCAUUUUCGCAUCUACGCCGAGAGUUCUACAACCGGUCAUGUGUCGGCUUGAGCCUCGCACUUGGUGAUCGCGAGCAAUACACGACCUUCGCCGAAACCAUCGACAAGGCAAGGGAGAUCAUCAAGACCAACAGGGCGGCUGCACACGAGAAGUCGGCGUGGCAGCCAACCUAUGUGGAGAAAGGAAAAUUUGGUCCGCGUCCGCAGCAUGUCGCUGCAGUGCAACCGGACAACAUUGUGGAAGACCCGGCAGCCACCCAUGCAUCACGUGAGGGAGGUCAGGUGGCCGUUGUCCAGCCGCGAAGCAACAAUAACUCCCAAGGAAACGGGAAGGCGAAAACCGCAUCGCGGACCGAAAAUUGACAGCCAGCACCAUGGGUCAAGUUUCACUUGACCGAGGCCGAAUACAAGUGGCGCGGCCGGUAUGGUUGUUGCUAUUUGUGCAACAGCACUAAGCAAAAGACCUCCCUAUGCCCGGAUCAAGGCAAGGAGGAUGUUCGGCCUCACAUCAACUCGGGCAACUGAGUUGCGUGGGAGGUGAGGCGACUCCACCUCUCACUCUGCCAGAUUCGACCGCCUUGCUAGCGGCCUCCUACACAUCUAGGGAGGAUGCGAAUAUCGCGAGUCCUCGGUUCACUUACGAGGCAACCGAUUCG